Bipolaris zeicola 26-R-13 is the source of this 480-nucleotide messenger RNA. RefSeq lists its product as uncharacterized. The transcript has a single exon. NCBI's taxonomy places the organism in Eukaryota, Fungi, Ascomycota, Dothideomycetes, Pleosporales, Pleosporaceae. The coding region runs from base 1 to 480 and encodes 159 amino acids. The record is from RefSeq and is a predicted model, not a curated record.
AUGGGCCGAAGACGAUGCGGCCACGCCCCUGAGGUCAGAUGUUUGUGUUCGGUGUCAUGGUUCCGCAGAGCUCGCAGGAGUGAGAUGCAACGUCCCAGGGCCGAUCAGCGGCAAUUGGACCAGGCCGCCCAUGACGCUGCUCCCGAGAGGCAUUGCCGUGACGAGCAUCGCGUGGCCGAUCUCGAGUGCGGUACAUGGCGGUUGGUGGAUGCGGGCGUGCAUCGGCCAGUCGCCGUACGCGACGUUGGAGCGAGCAAGUGUUUUUCUGCCCUCACCGGCAGCGGCGGCCAAUGGCGGAGCAGAGGGCGGGGCGGCAGAGUGGUGCAACUGCUCAAACGGUCGACUAGCGGCGGUGAAUUGGACUCGAGGGCAGGGCGCACACACGCUCACACACACCACACACAGCAUGCGGCAAAAUUGUGGGAGAAUGGGUCAGUGACGCGUCCGAUAGGGCCGCGGCGGGUGCGAGCUGUGAUCUGA